CGCGGCUGCGCCGGGCGGCGAUGGCGGCCGACGGGGACUGGCAGGAUUUCUAUGAGUUCCAGGAGCCGGCCGGGACCCUCCAGGACCAGGAGAACUGUAACGCGAGCCCCGAGGCCGGGGCAGGGCCGGGCGGCGCGGGCGACAGCUUUCCGGCGCUGGCCUGCAGCUUGGAGGAGAAGCUGAGCCUGUGUUUCCGCCCCUCGGGUCCGGGCGCCGAGCCCCCGAGGGCGGCCGUGCGGCCCAUCACCGAGUGCAGCCUCCUGCAGGGGGACGAGAUCUGGAAUGCCCUGACAGAUAAUUAUGGAAAUGUAAUGCCUGUGGAUUGGAAGUCAUCACAUACCAGGACCUUGCACUUGCUCACUCUAAACCUCUCAGAAAAAGGGGUAAGUGACAACUUGCUCUUUGAUACAUCAGAUGAGGAGGAGUUGCGAGAACAGCUGGAUAUGCAUUCAAUCAUCGUCUCCUGUGUUAACGACGAGCCCCUCUUCACUGCAGAUCAGGUUAUUGAAGAAAUUGAAGAAAUGAUGCAGGAAUCACCCGAUCCAGAUGAUGAUGAAACGCUCACACAGUCAGAUCGGCUUUCGAUGCUUUCCCAGGAAAUUCAAACUCUUAAGAGGUCUAGUACAAGCAGUUAUGAAGAGAGAGUAAAAAGGCUCUCAGUGUCUGAGUUAAAUGAACUGCUGGAGGAAAUUGAGACUGCCAUUAAGGAAUACUCUGAAGAGCUGGUGCAGCAGUUGGCCCUGCGAGAUGAACUGGAGUUCGAAAAGGAAGUGAAAAACAGCUUUAUUUCUGUUCUCAUUGAAGUGCAAAACAAACAGAAAGAGCACAAGGAAACAACCAAAAAAAAAAAGAAACUCAAGAAUAGCAGCCCUCAGAACGGGAAGAACGAGAGAAGUCAUAUGCCUGGCACACGCUUCAGCAUGGAGGGGAUCUCCCAUGUCAUUCAGAAUGGCCUCCGCCACACCUUUGGGAAUUCAGGUGGAGAGAAACAGUACUUGACGACAGUUAUUCCUUAUGAGAAAAAAAAUGGACCACCAUCUGUUGAAGAUCUUCAAAUAUUAACAAAAAUUCUUCGUGCCAUGAAAGAGGACAGCGAAAAAGUUCCGAGCUUGUUAACGGAUUAUAUUCUGAAAGUUCUGUGCCCCACAUAGGGCAGCAGGCCCUCGGACGUGGACGAGAAGCCCCGCAGGGUUCCCGUGCCCCUCCCCUUCCUGCUGUUGGAAUCCACACC
This is a messenger RNA of Molossus molossus (Pallas's mastiff bat), 1231 nucleotides long. It is a transcript of the gene FEZ2, whose product is annotated as fasciculation and elongation protein zeta 2. Gene Ontology annotation, cellular component: axon; cytoplasm. NCBI's taxonomy places the organism in Eukaryota, Metazoa, Chordata, Mammalia, Chiroptera, Molossidae. The transcript is spliced from 9 exons. The record is from RefSeq and is a predicted model, not a curated record. The coding region runs from base 21 to 1151 and encodes 376 amino acids.